AUUGUAAAUUUUUACCUAAAAUUUAAUACUUUUGUAAAAACUCCAUUAAAACACGUCACCAUUGUAUUUUUAAGAUGGGAGGGAAACGACGUCGUGUUGGGGUGUGUUUGGCAGAAGAAAGAAAAGACGGAUGAACAAAACAAGAGACAUGAGCAAAUAAUCGAACCAAAAUUCAAAAAUCCCAUCUUCUCUUCUCUUCUCUUCUCUUCUAGCCGUAGCCCUAGCUAGGGUUUCUCCGAUUCUACAGAGAAGCAAAUGAACCAGCCAUCAUCGGCGAAGCCCAGUCCCAUUCCUAACCAAAACCCUACUCCCUUGAUCAAGAACAACAGCAACCAUGCCAGGUUAGCUACGGCGGAAUGCGGCAACUGUGGGUCGCCGAAUCGGUGGGUUCUCCACCAUGUUCGUAUCAGAGGCAUCCAUCGCCGCCUCUGCACGACCUGCGUCCUCCGUCUCCACCCUUCAUUAUUCUGCCCUGGUUGCUUUCAGUUCUACGAUUCUAACAACGUUCCUCCUCCUUCUAAACGCCUCACCUGCUCCAAAUGUUCCUCUUUCACCCACACUCAUUGCGCUCAAACGCCGCCACCGUCGCGUCCGCCGCCGACUUCUUCUUCGGCUUCGGUUAUGGCGUCUUCUUCCGGCUCAGCCUCUUCUUAUCUCUGUCCGGCUUGCGCUUCCCCCAAUUUCAACUUCUUUGACGUUGAUUCCGAACCCAAUCGAGCGAUAGACAAGAAACUUGCUCUUGUCUUGCUCUGUGCUGCUAAGAUCUCCGCUGCUUCCAUGACCAAGGCCGUGAUCGUUGCUAGGGCUGAGGCUGAGCGACGAGUCCGCGAGGCUGCCCUAGCCCGGAAGAGGGCGAAGGAAGCCCUAGAUAACUUGGCGACUCUCUUCAGCAGCAGGGGAGAGAAAGCUAUGCGCAAGGAUGUUGUUGGCGAUGGCUCCGCUGUGGUUUCUGGGUCCCGUAAAAACCCACUUGCUCAGAAUUCGCAAGUGGGAAAGGCGUUCAAUGGGUUUACUCCUCCUCCUUCUAGGCAGAAUCCAGCGAAUCUUGGUUCCUCUCAACUCAUUGAAAAAAAAGAUAAUCGGGAGCGCAAAUCUGUUGUUGAUCAUCAUCUUCACCGCCCAACAACCCUCCAAUCUAACGGUAAUGUACAUGACAAGGACAAAUCUGUAGCCAUGGAUGCUGACAAGGAAAAGGUUAAGCUUGAACCAAAGAUACAAUAAAUGAAAUAAUGAUGAUGAUGGUGUUCGUCCAUAUUGAAAUUUAUAUUAAAUUUUUUUUAGCUGUUUUAUUUUUUUUAAAGGGUUUGGUUGGGACUGGUAGGAGAAUUAGUAGAAGGAUGAGCUUAGCACCCCCCCAUGAAUUGAUUAUGUUGUGCCAUGUCGAAUUUUCUUCUUACAUUUUGUUCUUCUUCUUUCAGUUUAUUGCUUUGUUUUCUUGGUUCUGUGAUUACUUUGGUUCUCUUUGUUGAUCUGAGUAUUAUGGCUCCUCCAGUGCUAUUAAUGUAGUCUAGUCAUUGUUGUAGUGUUGUUUAGUGAAGAUAGGCUUAAGCUUAGUUUUUUUCUCUUUUCUGGGUUAAGUUUGUUGAUAAUGUCCACCUUGUAUGUAUGUAUAUAUAAUAAUGACAUUGAUCAUUAUGUUUGGUAAUUCACAUUCCACAAAUUACUGUGGUGUUUUGUUAUAAGAAA
Messenger RNA from Cannabis sativa, 1686 nucleotides. RefSeq lists its product as uncharacterized. The record is from RefSeq and is a predicted model, not a curated record. The transcript has a single exon. Lineage: Eukaryota; Viridiplantae; Streptophyta; Magnoliopsida; Rosales; Cannabaceae. The coding region runs from base 256 to 1221 and encodes 321 amino acids.